Myotis brandtii (Brandt's bat) is the source of this 4213-nucleotide messenger RNA. It is a transcript of the gene SPOCK1, whose product is annotated as sparc/osteonectin, cwcv and kazal-like domains proteoglycan (testican) 1. The record is from RefSeq and is a predicted model, not a curated record. The coding region runs from base 1 to 1134 and encodes 377 amino acids. Gene Ontology annotation, molecular function: protein binding; calcium ion binding. NCBI's taxonomy places the organism in Eukaryota, Metazoa, Chordata, Mammalia, Chiroptera, Vespertilionidae. The transcript is spliced from 8 exons.
AUGUUCCCUGGAGGUCCUAACCACCCGUUUCUGUUCUUUUUUGCCUCAGCCCUGGACGCCUCCAAAGACCCCUGCCUGAAGGUGAAGUGCAGCCCCCACAAGGUGUGUGUGACCCAGGACUACCAGACGGCCCUGUGUGUCAGCCGCAAGCACCUGCUCCCCAGGCAAAAGAAGGGGAACGUGGCCCACAAACACUGGGCGGGACCUUCGAAUCUGAUGAAGUGCAAGCCCUGCCCCGUGGCACAGUCGGCCAUGGUGUGCGGCUCCGAUGGCCACACCUACACUUCCAAGUGCAAGAUGGAGUUCCACGCUUGUUCCACUGGCAAGAGCCUCAGCACCCUCUGUGACGGGCCCUGCCCAUGUCUCCCUGAGCCCGAGCCUCCGAAGCACAAGGCAGAGAAGAAUGCCUGCACGGACAAGGAGUUGAGGAACCUCGCUUCCCGGCUGAAAGACUGGUUCGGAGCCCUUCAUGAGGAUGCCAACAGGGUCAUCAAGCCCACCAGCUCCGACGCAGCCCAAGGCAGGUUUGACACCAGCAUCCUGCCCAUCUGCAAGGACUCCCUGGGCUGGAUGUUCAACAAGUUGGACAUGAACUAUGACCUCCUGCUUGACCACUCAGAGAUCAAUGCCAUCUACCUGGACAAGUACGAGCCCUGUAUCAAGCCUCUCUUCAACUCUUGUGACUCCUUCAAGGACGGCAAGCUCUCUAACAACGAGUGGUGCUACUGCUUCCAGAAGCCUGGAGGUCUCCCUUGCCAGAAUGAAGUGAGCAGGAUUCAGAAGCUGAGCAAGGGGAAAAGCCUGCUGGGAGCAUUCAUACCCCACUGUAACGAGGAGGGCUACUACAGAGCCACACAGUGCCACGGCAGCACGGGCCAGUGCUGGUGUGUAGACAAGUACGGGAACGAGCUGGCUGGCUCCAGGAAGCAGGGCGCUGUGAGCUGCGAAGAGGAGCAGGAGACCUCGGGAGACUUCGGCAGCGGUGGCUCCGUGGUCCUGCUGGACGACCUGGAGGACGCGCGUGAGCUGGGGCCGAAGGACAAGCUGGGGAGGCUGCGGGCGCACACCCGGGCGACAGAAGACGACGAGGACGAGGACGACGACAAGGAGGAUGAGGUCGGCUACAUAUGGUAGUGCCCACGGGGAAGAGGACACGGCCAGCACAGACUGCAAGUCACUUCCUGUUCCUGCAUUUGUAUCUAAGACUCCGCGGCACCAAGGUCUCUCCUCCCUGCUGCUCUCCAGCCGACCUCCGAUUCGGACGACUCCUGUUCCCAGAGCUUUCUGAUUGUGCACACGGCUGUGUGGGAAGGAAGGUGUUGUUUUGUGUUUAGAAGGGACUGGCUGCUGACUGAGCGCCUCCUUCCCUCCCAUGAGACUUGUCCAAUGAGCAUGUGAUUGACGUGGGAUUCUGACGGUGCAGGGAGCCCCGCCCUCUCAACAUCAAGACCCUUUCUGACUCCCCACACCAGUGGUUGUACAGCAUGGUUCCCGCCUUACGGUGUCUAAGUGCUUUUCUUAUGUCUCGUAGAUGUCGUGGAAAACACACCACACUGUCCUUUAUCCCCCUGCGCCCGCCGCCCCUGCUGUUUGUUGCUAAAAAUUAAUUACUCCCAUCACUGUAUCUGGCUUCCUACAAACAACGGCCUUAAUUCAGUCAAGAAUCCUUUUGGGCAACUGGUUUUCUUUAUUAAAAAUGGUGUCUGGACGCUUCUCUCUGUGUGUGUGUAAAUAUGUACACAUGGACAGAGAGACCGUAAGCCAGGCUCACACCUGCUCAGAAAACUGUUUGGCUGUCUAUUAAAAAUUCAUUUGAAAACAAUGACCAAUUUGUCAGCCUGUCCAACCUGGAUCACAAUUCCGGAAUAAAGUGUCUCCAAGCCCGUGUUUGCACUGACACUUGGCACUGGCAGCUGCAGGCGGAGGAGGUUCCUUCCCAGAGCCUCUUUGACUUGGGUGGGCCUCUGUCUGCCGAAUCACUUGUCCUGCACAAGCCAUGCGGCUCCAUGUGGGCAGCUUCACAAGCCAUCUCUCUCAUUCCACCCGAAGCCCCGGGCGCAGCAUCCUGUCUGCCCAGGGCCCCGCCUCCCCUGCCUACCAAGGGCUUUUCUAAGGCAUGUCCACAUGCCCCUGCUCGCCGACAGACAGUACACGUAAUUCUUAGAAGAAAAUUUGGGAUUCUGAACUCCAGGUUUAGCUUUUGCCCCCAAUUCCAUCCACAAAUCAUGAUGAGAGACACAGCAGUACAGGAUCCCCCCCAGAGGCCUAGAAAGAGCUUCAGAGUAGCCCAUGGAAGUGAGGGUUGGACUUUUCGAGCGAGUCCUGUCUCCACACCCUCACCCACAUCAGUGUCAAGGUCCUAAGGAAGAAAGCCCUUCACCAUCUGUGCUUCUUUCCUUAAAUAAAAUUUGGUGGGGUCGUCAUUGCCGUGGUCUCCCCAAACCCCCCGCCCCCGUCGGGCUGGCCCAGACUCCAGGAUGACUACCAAAGAGAAGUCUUCAACGUGGCCCAUGUAGUUCAGUGCAGGCCCUUCGGCGCCUAUCCACCUGGCUGCCCCACCAGCCACCCAGCAAGGCUCUCUACCCCACAUUUGUUUUUCUUCCCUUCCCCAUAAGCUCCAGCUAGUCCACAAAAAGACAUAAACUCAGGCAAAAAAAAUGUAUUCAGCCAAACCAUGAUCGCAGUGGCAGCUGACCAACUGUCCACCCCAAAAUGCCCAUUUCUUUGUACUUUUCCCACCCACCUCAACUAGCCUUUUCCAACCUGGACAAAGUGGCAUUAGUCUCAGAUGGGAAGUGAACAAGCCUGAUGUAGCGAAUCCCUUAGGCCCGAUAGAUGCAAUGAUAGCCAGGGCCCUAGGUCCUAGAUGUAGGGAGGCUACACACAAGCUCGGUAUUCAGAUCUCCACUCCAUCACCUCCCUGUCAAUAUUAUUUUCCUAACUUGCACAAAACUUUGAGAUCAUAAUAUAGAAAACGGGUGUUUAAUUGCAGCUAAAUUACAAGAGAGUAUAUAAAAGAAGACAUUUAAAGAAAUCUCAGUUUAGACCCUCAAAGAAAACCAUUGUUACGGUCUCCUCUGAGCUUGGGACAAUGCACGAGAGCAAAAAUUAAAAUCAACAAAUUGAUUUCCCUUAGAGGAACUAAUUAUCUUAUGACAAGUGUCAAAUUAAAGAUGACACUUAAAGCUCCUUGACAUUAACUUAAUGAUGGAGAAGAGUGCUCAGGAGUCAGUUCCCAGGAAGGUGCUGAGAUGCUCAUUUUCAGAGGCAUUCCAAGAAGAUAUUUGAUUCAUUAAAAUAUGAAAUAAGAAGCCCUCCUACCAGGAGAGCCCCAGGACAGCGGAGCCCCAUUAGCACCACUUCUCGUGCCUCACAUUGGCAUGGCAGCGUUCCAUUCUUUAAAAUAUUUCAUGAUUUUUAUUUGUGAAAACACUGAAGAUUAGAUUUUUUAGUUACUUUAGCCUUAGAAGGAGAAUUGUUGCAUCCUUUCUUUGGCAGGAGUCCUUUAGCUAGUGACAAGGUAUCCAUAAAAAUUAUUAUAAAAAUACAUCUAGUCCCUUGUUUGAGACAGGCAUUGAAUCCUCACUCAUUUUUGGAAACUUCUUUGUUAAUAGUUUUAUUCUUAUUCCAUAAAUCUCUUAUUUAAUACCAUUUCCUUAGCAUCCCAACUUAAAUCCCAGAAUUUUCUCCCAUCAUGCGUAGGUGUCUGCCACAUCAAUGUCUUUUUGUUUCCACAGAUAUUCUAGGCAUGGAAACCCCUUCAUACAGAAUGUGAGGUUUUGGAUCAGUUUCCCCUCUUUAGGCCCAUUCCCCAGGCCCAGCAGGGAAUGACCAUGCCUUGCCCAGGUCUGCCCUCUGCCUCUCCCAGGAUUCCAUUCUUUUGUUUUUACGUUGGCCACGCUGUACAGUAACAUCCCAGAGCCCUUUCUACAGUGAGUGGUUUUGGUCUUUUUAUACCUUUUUCUCAAAGUCGCUGAUGUGUGUCCCUGUUCAGUGUGUAGCAUUGUAACAAAAGCCACCAAAUCCCAAGUGUCAGUUUGCUGUCCCUCUUGUAGGUGAAAUAGUGAUGUAGAAAACUAGUAAAUUCUGAAUGCUUUUUGACGUAGACUUAUCUGGAAUGUGAACAUGACUCUUUGGUUAAUAGUAACUGCUUAACUGUAGUCCCGAGUAGGUGCAUUUCUGUCUGUCUUAGUAAAUUUUAAUUUGUCUGCAA